GUGAGCUCUCAGUAGAAGUCUCACCUCUCUGGUGAACACACUCGCUCCACACAGCUUGGAUUACACAGAAGGGAAUUUUACACACUAAACCCAGAAGAAAGAGAUUCACUUAUUGGGAAGACUUACAUACACACCGAUCAACAUGGGGAGUAGCAUGUCAUGCGUCCCUCAGCACAAUUUCAGGUUCUCCAGCAAGAGCUUCAUACGGCGGAACAGCAGCAGACUGUUCCGGAAAAAAAAUCCACAGGAGGGGCAGGAGAAGUCCAACAGCAUCAUCAAUAUUCUCUGCACAGUCACCCCGAGAAAGGAAAUGUCACCUAAAGAUCUUGAGGCCAUAGAGAACAUCAAAUGGGACCCGCCGUUUCCCUAUGACCCGGCCAGCGGCUGGAAGAAGAGCAGCAUCAACGUAAAGAACUACGGCAGGCUGAUCCACAGCUCCAAAGUGCGCUUUCGCUUCCUGCACUGUCAGGAUGUACAUGAUUGCUAUCUGGACUUGUUCCAAACACACCUUCAUUUCGUCUCCAACAACACCACCGGACUCACCUAUCAGGGAACUCUUCCGUUAAAGGAGCUCACGAUUUGCAAGGUACAGAACAGGACCAGCUAUGGAGAUCCGCAGGAGUUUGCCUUCCAAAUAAACGGUGUCAGCUUAAACCCCAUCAUCGUCUACUGCUCAAACCAGAAGGAUAUGGACAACUGGUUCGGUCUCCUAAAGGAACACAUAGAGGCCAAUGGGGGAACUGCGAUUACACCAGACACUUACAGCAGAGUUAAGGUCCAGAACACCGAGCAGUCCACAGAGGGGAAAGAAGAGCUGAGGAACUCCAUCAGUAAAGAGCCUAUCUAUGAAUGGGAGGGGUCUCAGCGGGAAAGUCUGGGUCCAAUCACCUAUGUCACUAAAGUCAGGCUACAGCAUUUGCCUUGUCAGGAGCAGUACGACAGACUGUUGGUGAUGUAUCCUAGCAAUCUUAUUAUACUGUCCGAGGAGAGUGAUGGCUUGUUCUACAAGGGAAAACUUCCUCUCAACAUGCUUACAGUUACCACCCCAUGCCAAGACAUCAAGCCAAACACAUUUAUGAUCGAAGGGAAACUGAUUAACCCCAUUGUCGUGUCGUGUCCGAACACGAGUGAGUUCCGGGACUGGAUCCAUCACUUCAAAGCAGCAGACGUCCCCGUCCUUAGCCCUCCUCCACCCGUCUACGACAUCAUCUACACUCCGACUCAGAGAGAAGCCCCUGAGAUAAACGUGAGAUGGAGUGGCAGUAGCCGAGGAGGCGCUGAAGAAAUCGCAGUGCAGAAAUCGCACAGUGGACGCAGAUCUUGUGAGCUCCAGCUGCCUCGCAGCAAUGGCAACCCCCUUUCCCCUGGUUACACCGAGCCUCUCUGUUACAUCUCCAGCAGACCCACCUCUGUUGAUACGCAGUAUUCGGGGAGACUGGGCAGCAGGAGCAACAGCAUGUCGUCUCAAACCAGGCCUGCACCAUUGCCCCUGCGCUACUCCUCCCCUCAGCGCACUUCCUACCUGUCCCCUGAGGAGCCCAUGUCUCCCAUUUACAACACUCCGUACAGCGCAGUUCACCACAACACUACCGUACAGCACAUCGAAAAGGCCCCACUUAUAAAGUCUAACAGCUGGAGCACUCCACAAAGCUCCAUAAAGUACCAGCUCUCCAUUCCACAACGCCACUCGGAUCUGCUGACCCACCGCAAACCUCUCUCGCCCUUGUAUGAUGACCCCACCACCCCUGGCAUGUACCCUCUGGAGGAGGACUUGGCAAAGGUGUCGUCGCAUUCCUCACAGGUUUCUAUGGAACAGCACUGUCCUCCACUCCUCCCAGCCUCCUUCCGCUUGUGCACACCUCCUCUAGGCCGUAGGAAGAGGAGCAGUCAGCCCCAGGAGCAUGAUGGGAGCACCACACUGUGGGAUAUGGAGCAGCGUGCACAGGCUGUGUCCAGACUGAAGCUGCUGCAUGCCCCUAACACAGUGCUACAGCACAACCACGUCACACAGAGAGGGUCAUCAGGCCUGGCUGCCACACACACGCGGGAGUUGCCCUACAGUCUCACCCCAGAUGAUCACUCGUAUCUUAAACCAGUGGAACCGGAUGACCAGGAAGUAGACUAUGACAACAUUUGGGAGUUCGACUGCAGUAACGGGAUGAUUCAAGCCUUGCCUGGAAUUUCAGCACACCGGACGCAGCCUGACUUCAGCGCUCGAGGCCUCGGCGCUAUGGAAACACAGCCGAGAUGGUCAUAAAAGAGAACAAUGGGCUUCCACCCGUCUGGACUUGUACACAUAGCUGGCUAAUCUGUGCCUUACUGCACUCUCGCUCUCACUCUCUCUCUCACACACACACAUACACUCACACCCUCGCACCGGCAUUGAGACAGGGCUUUACAUGAGGCCAAGCUUGUCCAGUAUCACUAAAUAAUCUCCCAGGGGAAAUGAACAGAGGCUGACUAGGUACAGGAGCACUGAGCUUGUUUUUCCACAUGCUGUACAAAUUAAUAAAAAAAAAUUACCAGUCAUUUUAUUCAUCAGGAAACAAGCCUUUGUAACGAAUACUGUUUAUCAUGGAACAAAUAAGAAUAUUUUUUCUUUCAGUAAUUCUGUCAGAUGUAGCAUUACUCUGUGUCGUUUACAAACCUUUACCAAUGGUUGGUUAAGAUACAGGGCUAGAAUAAAUUUCUAGUUUUCUAACUAUGUAUAUAAUGUAAAUAUUGUUUUAUAGAGCAACUACAAUUAUGUUUCUUUGCACUGUUUUGUACAGUUAAUUAUUAUAUUCCUAAUUAUUUAUAUAUUGUUUCAACCCACAUUGUUGCCUACUCAGUUACAUACUGAAGUAAAUUCUUUUCAUUCUUUUUAUAGUCAUUCCAGGAACAUCAUGAAACAUCAGCAUAUGUUACAAUUUGCAGAAGUUUCUCUGACAUGGGCACGUUUGGUUUUAAGCAUGUUGCAUAUGUACAUACAGACACUGCAGACUUUUCACUAAUGUGUGAAUGUUUUAUUCCUUCAGUUUGGUGUGAUGUGAUAUUUAUAUUUAAAAUUAAAAUAAAAAAAAAAAUGAAAUGAAUUCAGUUCUCUUAAUGUCGCUUUCAAAUUCAUGGUUUAUCUCAGUGGUUCUCAAAGUGGCGUUCGUGAAGCAUAGCCAAGGCGUCCAUAAAUAUUUUAUUAUUUUAUUUUGUUACAGCAGUGGAAACCACAACCCUCCACUCGUAUAAAUGUUAUUAUAUUUUUAGCUAGUCUGUCACUUGAAUUGAAUGGAUUUAAUCCACACCUCAAAAUUAAGUCACCUAUAAAUAAUGUGUACGUUCAGUGCAGUGCUUAAAAUUCAAACCUCUCACUUCCCCAUAUAAGCUUCCAUUAGGGUGUUUAUUAAAUAGAAAAUAUUUGUAGAAUGUUAUACUGUGUAUUUACUAACUUAUUUCCUCUCAGAUAAACCAGGGGUUCUCAUACGUUUUUGCACCCUGUGACCCUUUAAUUGUAAAAUUCCUUCCACGCACCCCCUUGGUACAUUUUUUUAUGAGCACAAUGGUGAAUUCAGGUGUACUGGGACAUGAGGUAAACUGGGGCAGUUUAAUUUAGCAGCAUUUAUUU
This is a messenger RNA of Pangasianodon hypophthalmus (striped catfish), 3598 nucleotides long. RefSeq names its product pleckstrin homology domain containing, family N member 1 (gene plekhn1). Bases 143 to 2257 code for a protein of 704 amino acids. The transcript is spliced from 16 exons. Gene Ontology annotation, cellular component: cytoskeleton; mitochondrial membrane. Lineage: Eukaryota; Metazoa; Chordata; Actinopteri; Siluriformes; Pangasiidae. Gene Ontology annotation, biological process: response to hypoxia; positive regulation of apoptotic process; 3'-UTR-mediated mRNA destabilization. Gene Ontology annotation, molecular function: phosphatidylserine binding; cardiolipin binding; phosphatidylinositol phosphate binding. The record is from RefSeq and is a predicted model, not a curated record.